AGACUCUUGGACAGCACAGAAUAACGUUCUCCUCGACUUGAUUCUACAUCGGAGCGGAAUUAUUGUGACAUACUGUCUUUUGCUUUUAUAAAGAGGCGCCUUUAGAUCAGAAGCAUUCUCUGUUAACAUCUCUCCUUGACUUCUGCUUAUCCUCCCCAUUGUUAAUCGUAGGUAACCAGCGGUACUUAAGCACCUGCAUAAGAUAGUUGGGCUCUACAGCUGACUUGCGAUCUGCUCGAGAUCAUACUGUUCAAACACGUCACAUAUCUAACUGACAGUGUCUAAAGACUCCUCCCCAGCCUAUAUCCACAUGCACCAUCCGCGCCUGGCGGACUUCUUCAAGAACUUCACACACCCUCACACCUCGCUUUACACCAAUAUCGCUCUCCGGUCCUCACAAAACCACCCAUACGCCGCGUCGGGCGUAAUAUAUGGCUCAACGGCCUCGGGCCCCACGGCCGUGCCAUCCUUUUUGCCUAUCGAGGACAUCUAUAUACUACCGCAGAACUAGCCUUUGAACCCGGAGAACCCGGCAGCUCUUCACUUUGAGAUUGUGCCUGGGUUAAUAAUAAGGAUACUGUACACAAUAUAUACAUACUAGGUGUCAUAGAUGACAACCCAGACCUCCUUGGGUCACGUGACCGGAAGGUCACGUGACCCACCCAGUGUACUUAGACUUCUCGGAUCCUAGGAUCUCUUCUGAUCCUUAAUAAGAAUACC
This is a messenger RNA of Paecilomyces variotii, 720 nucleotides long. RefSeq lists its product as hypothetical. The transcript has 3 exons. The coding region runs from base 311 to 511 and encodes 66 amino acids. NCBI's taxonomy places the organism in Eukaryota, Fungi, Ascomycota, Eurotiomycetes, Eurotiales, Thermoascaceae. The record is from RefSeq and is a predicted model, not a curated record.